AUGACACCUGCACUACUACUACCCGCCUGUGGUUCCCCUGCUCCCCUCCCUAUUUUGGUUUCUCUCCUCCCUUCCCUGCUGUGGUUCCUCUGCUCCCCUCCCUGCUGUGGUUCCUCUCCUCCCUUCCCUGCUGUGGUUCCUAUGCUCCCCUCCCUGCUAUGGUUCCUCUCCUCCCGUCCCUGCUGUGGUUCCCCUGCUCCUCUCCCUGCUGUGGUUCCUCUCCUCCCCUCCCUGCUGUGGUUCCCCUGCUGUGACUCCUCUCCUCCCUUCACUGCUGUGGUUACCCUGCUACCCUCCCUGUUGUGGUUCCUCUCCUCCCUUCCCUGCUGUGGUUUCACUCCUCCCUUCGCUGCUGUGGUUCCCAUGCUCCCCUCCCUGCUAUGGUUCUUCUCCUCCCUUCCCUGCUGUGGUUUCCCUACUCCUCUCCCUGCUGUGGUUCCUCUCCUCCCCUCCCUGCUGUGGUUCCCCUGCUCCUCUCCCUGCUGUGACUCCUAUCCUCCCUUCCCUGCUGUGGGUACCCUGCUACCCUCCCUGUUGUGGUUUCUCUCCUCCCUUCCCUGCUGUGGUUCCCAUGCUCCCCUCCCUGCUAUGGUUCCUCUCCUCCCUUCCCUGCUGUGGUUCCCCUGCUCCUCUCCCUGCUGUGGUUCCUCUCCUCCCCUCCCUGCUGUGACUCCUCUCCUCCCUUCCCUGCUGUGUUACCCUGCUAGCCUCCCUGUUGUGGUUCCUCUCCUCCCUUCCCUGCUGUGGUUCCUAUGCUCCCCUCCCUGCUAUGGUUCCUCUCCUCCCGUCCCUGCUGUGGUUCCCCUGCUCCUCUCCCUGCUGUGGUUCCUCUCCUCCCCUCCCUGCUGUGGUUCCCCUGCUCCCCUCCCUGCUGUGACUCCUCUCCUCCCUUCACUGCUGUGGUUACCCUGCUACCCUCCCUGUUGUGGUUCAUCUCCUCCCUUCCCUGCUGUGGUUUCACUCCUCCCUUCGCUGCUGUGGUUCCCAUGCUCCUCUCCCUGCUAUGGUUCCUCUCCCCCCUUCCCUGCUGUGGUUUCCCUACUCCUCUCCCUGCUGUGGUUCCUCUCCUCCCCUCCCUGCUGUGGUUCCCCUGCUCCUCUCCCUGCUGUGACUCCUAUCCUCCCUUCCCUGCUGUGGUUACCCUGCUACCAUCCCUGUUGUGGUUUCUCUCCUCCCUUCUCUGCUGUGGUUCCCAUGCUCCCCUCCCUGCUAUGGUUCCUCUCCUCCCUUCCCUGCUGUGGUUCCCCUGCUCCUCUCCCUGCUGUGCCUCCCUGUUGUGGUUCCUCUCCUCCCUUCCCUGCUGUGGUUCCCAUGCUCCCCUCCCUGCUAUGGUUCCUCUCCCCCCUUCCCUGCUGUGGUUCCCCUGCUCCUCUCCCUGCUGUGGUUCCUCUCCUCCCCUCCCUGCUGUGGUUCCCCUGCUCCCCUCCCUGCUGUGACUCCUAUCCUCCCUUCCCUGCUGUGGUUACCCUGCUACCCUCCCUGUUGUGGUUUCUCUCCUCCCUUCCCUGCUUUGGUUCCCAUGUUCCCCUCCCUGAUAUGGUUCCUCUCCUCCCUUCCCUGCUGUGUUUCCCCUGCUCCUCUCCCUGCUGUGGUUCCUCUCCUCCCCUCCCUGCUGUGACUCCUCUCCUCCCUUCCCUGCUGUGGUUUACCUGCUCCCUACCCUGUUGUGGUUUCUCUCCUCCCUUCCCUGCUGUGGUUCCUCUGCUCCCCUCCCUGCUGCGGUUGCCAUGCUCCCCUCCCUGCUAUGGUUCCUCUCCUCCCUUCCCUGCUGUGGUUCCCCUGCUCCUCUCCCUGCUGUGGUUCCUCUCCUCCCCUCCCUGCUGUGACUUCUCUCCUCCCUUCCCUGUUGUGGUUUCUCUCCUCCCUUCCCUGCUGCGGUUGCCAUGCUCCCCUCCCUGCAAUGGUUCCUCUCCUCCCUUCCCUGCUGUGGUUCCCCUGCUCCUCUCCCUGCUGUGGUUCCCCUGCUCCUCUCCCUGCUGUGGUUCCCUUGCUCCCCUCCCUGCUGUGGUUCCUCUCCUCCCCUCCCUGUUGUGGUUCCCCCGCUCCCCUCCCUGCUGUGACUCCUAUCCUCCCUUCCCUGCUGUGGUUCCUCUCCUCCCCUCCCUGCUGUGA
This is a messenger RNA of Closterium sp. NIES-65, 2112 nucleotides long. NCBI's taxonomy places the organism in Eukaryota, Viridiplantae, Streptophyta, Zygnematophyceae, Desmidiales, Closteriaceae. The record is from the annotation of a GenBank genome assembly.